This is a messenger RNA of Daphnia carinata, 896 nucleotides long. RefSeq lists its product as uncharacterized. Gene Ontology annotation, cellular component: chitin-based extracellular matrix. The transcript is spliced from 4 exons. Lineage: Eukaryota; Metazoa; Arthropoda; Branchiopoda; Diplostraca; Daphniidae. Gene Ontology annotation, molecular function: structural constituent of chitin-based larval cuticle. The coding region runs from base 126 to 698 and encodes 190 amino acids. The record is from RefSeq and is a predicted model, not a curated record.
CAGUCCACUUUAGACUCCUCCCCUUUCUUCGGAGCUGGAUCGCCCGCUGACCAGCUAUAAAACCCGGAGACGAUUGGCUUCAUAUCCAAGCAGUUUUCAUCAGACAAACAAGCCGACGACACACAAUGAGAACCUUCGUGAUUUUAGCUUUGGCCGUCUGCGCCGUGUCUGCUCUACCUCAAGGUGGCAGGGUUGUCGAAGAGGUUGUUGAGGCCGAAGCCAAGACCACCACGACGCCAGUGCCCAUCAUCAAGCAGAUCAACAAAGUGAACGACGAUGGCUCGUACACGUUCGGUUACGAGGCUGGUGAUGGCUCUUUCCGCAUUGAAAAGAAAGAACUCAACGGUCACGUUAAAGGAAAGUACGGCUACAUCGCUCAGGAUGGAACUCUCCAAGUCCUCGAAUACGAGACUGGCAAAUCUGCUGACAACAAGACACUCGGCUUCCAGACAUCCGGAGGUUUGAACCCGUUCCCCAUCGUCAUCGGAGAAAGUUCUCCACAACAGAAAAUCAAAGAUAGAGAAUACUCGAGCGUUGAUGAGAACGAGGACGGUAUUCCCGAUGACCAAGAAGGCCGCGCCCGUCGCCCAGUGCCUGCUGCCCAGCAACCUUUCUUCAUCCCGAAUGAAGCCAGUGCAUCCGCCGCUGCCUCUACUCGCGUCGUGAGGAAAUCGCCUUCCCUGGUCCGCUACGCUUAAAAAAAAAAAAAAAGAAAAAAAAAUAUAUAGAAAUAGUGUUAGACUUGGUGAUGUCCACCAUAGUCUUUUAUAUAAUAUUCUGUAACCAUAUUUCCCCCCCUCCCCGCCCCCACUUUUUUUUUUACCUGCGCCAACAGUUUGACUUUACCCUUUGUUUUUUAUUUUCUUCUGAAUAAAAAAAAAGGAUCUUUGUCGUUA